This is a messenger RNA of Anastrepha obliqua, 2234 nucleotides long. RefSeq names its product mitochondrial coenzyme A diphosphatase NUDT8. The record is from RefSeq and is a predicted model, not a curated record. Bases 53 to 838 code for a protein of 261 amino acids. Gene Ontology annotation, molecular function: coenzyme A diphosphatase activity. The transcript has 3 exons. Lineage: Eukaryota; Metazoa; Arthropoda; Insecta; Diptera; Tephritidae.
GAAUAAUUCAGUAAUCUGUUUCCUAACAAUAUUUAUUAUUUAUAAACUUGUAAUGUUGAGUACAAAAACCUUACGCUUUAUUCCCUUUCAAUUCAUACGACGCAGACUAAUACUAUACACAGCGAAACGAGCGGGAGUAUGUAACCAUAACGAUGAGGAAAGUUGCGAUAUUGACAAAUACCUGGAAACGGGUUUCCUGUUAUCAGAGAAGAACAAAUUACGAGCUAUGCAAUGUAUGCGAACACCACCACCCAUUGGGUUAAGGUUGGGGAAGACGACAAACGAAACGUCAUUUGCUGCUGUUCUGAUUUGUCUCUGCACGGAUGAAAGGGAUGAGGUAUCAAUCCUGUACACCCGGCGCUCCAGUCGACUUUCUCGUCAUAGUCGACAAAUAUCUUUUCCUGGUGGAAUAAUGGAUCCGGACGAUGCUGACUUCAUAGAUUGUGCGUUACGUGAAGCAGAGGAAGAAAUUGGAUUGUCUCGUAGACGCAUACAUGUCUGGGGAUCAGGUACUAUUAUAAAACCUCGACAUACUGCUGCUAUAAUGCCUGUUGUUGCCGUUGUGAAUAAUUUUAAUUUGAAAGAGUUGAAACUCAACGAGGACGAAGUAGAGGAGGCAUUGCUCAUGCCCCUCAAAGAGCUGGUGCAUCCUAAAACCUUGAGGCAUACACAGUUCAGGGGUGGUUGGAGUACCCCCAAUUUUGUGAUUGGCCAUAAUAAAGUGUGGGGCAUUACAGGCUUCAUAACAAAUACUUUUCUCCAGUGCCUGAUUCCAAUAGAUUUAAAAAGACUUAAACAUCAUGCCAAAUACAUUCGCCCUUUUAAGAUAAAAAAAUAAUCAAAUAAACGAACAACUCUGUAUAUAUCAUCACUUAUAUUAUUAAGUAAUAUUUUUGCACUAGGAAAACGAAUUUAAAAUGUAUGUAAAUAAAUGCAAUAGCGAAAUAAAUCAAUGCUAGAAAAAUGGAAAGGUGGUUGUGCCUAAUUGUUUUCUGCGUUUGCUGCAAUCAUUCCAUAGCAAAUAUUUAAAUACUAAUCACGUUCAGCGAAAAUAGUAGAAAAUCGAAGUUAGAGGUUUAGAAUAUAUUUACAAGGUAGGCAUGCUGAAACUGAGUAGAAAGUGAAAUUAAGAUUUUUUUUGUAUAAAAAGCCUGUUUAUUGUCAUAAGUUACCCUGAAAAUACCUUUGAGAGGUUUUUGAGAGCUCAAGUUUGCCCAUUCCCUUCAAAUUGAAACCUAUCUACUAUUAUUACCUUAUUAUCCCCUCUUAUUUAAAGGUCAAGUAUGAGAGCCGAGAAUCGGCAUAGACACGAGCUGUCCCCAAGCUUCUGGGGCUUGUUCGUGGUAUGUAAUAAAUACUAAGCUUUUAUUUUUCUGAUGCUCAUUACAUACUUAUUUUGCAUAGAUAGGUGAUGGUAAAUACUUAAAAAAAUAAUGUAGUUUUCUAAAAAUAUUUUCAUUGAUUUGGCGGUAAUUUACUAUUGAAAAUGACGACGAAAAUAAUGAAGCAAUCAUGCAAACAAAAUUUUUAAGAUGCAGAUUUUAAGUCCUGUGCGCAGCAAUGGCCGAAUUUUGGGCAACUGGAAAGCUACACUUUUGAUAGAAUUAAAGUUAUUCUAACUUCACAUCGAACGUCAUACGUCAAAAAAUCAUGGGACACAGCGGUUGUGAUUGCUACUCGAUUGUUCCUCACGAAACCACUGGUAAUAUUACGUUUGCCUAAAUUCUCAACAAAAAGAAAAAGAUGUUAACAUCCUUGAUGAUUUUGUCCUGAUGACCGAUAGUUUUAUUAACCGCCUCUUCUUAUACCGGUUAACUAUGGUGCGUAUUCUAAGAGAAGUAAUCCAUGGGAUCGCAGCAAUGAUUUCCUAUGAGCUCGUACGGGUAUGAUUUUAGUGAGGGGUGUGUUUUGUCUGGCGCUGGAUAAUGCUUCAUUGCCACUACGUACUAUCUCUUCGUGCGUUCGCCUUCUCUUAAUGGCCCUGGUAAGCCUUUUUAGUGGUGAGGGUGUUUUCCUGCAGUUUCUAGGUGGACCAAAGGGCAAUAGUUGGCAAACAAGUUAAAGUUGUAUUUAUUCUAAGCUAAGGAUUUUAUUUAUCGCGAAAUUCGACCUGCUUGCUGAGCUUCUGCUUCCGCUAGUCGCCUCCAUGAGUUAGAUGGCCUACCACAUCUCCGACUGCCUUUCGGUAUAAUCUAAUUUUUCACAAUACUUGCCAUCACCAAGUAGGUGUCGCU